AUCGAUAGAAAUCUAUUGAGCAUGAAGCGCAAGUUAAAUAGAGUGCUACUUGGUUCUUACUGGUUAUUUUCUUCAGCAACCUCAAACGACGAUACAACGAAUUAGUCGAAAGGAUCAAACAAUUGCAGCACGUUCUUUACCUUACAUGUGAUGAUUCGACCUUUGGCCUACUUAUGGAUAAAUUUGAAGAGCAAUUCCAGAUUUCUCCAUGUUUCCACACAGCACUGUAAUAAAUCAUAUACAAAAGAAGCAAAACCGAUUCCUGGAACUGACGAUUACAAGAAUCCAUUGGGUUGGGCUAAACGUUUAUUUCAGAUGCAGGAAGCCAAACCACAAAACUCAGCAAAUGAACCUCCUUUACUAUAUAUGGUGUGUCGGUUAAAACCUCUCAAGGGAAUUAUUCACUACCAAAGGGCAAUCCUUGAGAAGUAUGGUCUUGGGAUAGACACCAAAAAUCAUACCUGGGUCAUCGUCAAGAACACCCCAUCAGUCAAUCGAGAAUUGUACGAAGUGAAACACCUCGUCAGGAUACAACCUGUUGUUUUCGUGAAUGGCCUACCUACUGAAGCCGAUCUCCUUACAUGUAGGCUACUUCCAGAUGGCAGGUUUUUCAGGCAUCGUGGACUUGCUGUCGACUCGAAGUUAUCUGGUUCUUCAGAAUCCAGUCAGACAAGUGUAUCGAUAUGCGAUGCAAAUAAAUCUGACGUUCCUAAGCUUUUGUCAAUUUCUGGAAGUGGAAAAAAUAAUUACCUAAGUCGCAAAUACUUAAAGCAGUGGCACAAUAACAAGUGGAGCAACUUCACGUUUUUCAAGGAGUUCUUCACUUCACACUACAGAUAUAAACUGAAUCAGGAUGGCAACGAAUAUCGGUACAGUGGUCUUUGGCGUUUGGACAAAUCAAUGCUCCAAUCAGUUCAAUCUAGGAGAAACCCCGAUGGGACUUUUAAGCAACCGAAUAGCAAUCGCUUUGAUGCAGAUUGGAACACCUACCCUUGGUCGAAAUAAUGAAUUCAUAACUGCCGAUUAGUUAAAAAAGCUCGUAUGGCACUUGCUCGGAGUUGUGUACACAUACUUUGUAUUUCUGUAAAUAUGAUCUAGCCGAACGCCGUUCUCUAAUGGCUCUGACUUAAAAUUUAGGUGGUGUUCAUCAUUUUUGACCCAGUGAAGAUUCGUAUGCAUAUAUAUCGCAAAAUAAAUUGUAGCACUUUGGUGUAUCAAUUGUUA
Heterobilharzia americana is the source of this 1224-nucleotide messenger RNA. The record is from the annotation of a GenBank genome assembly. Lineage: Eukaryota; Metazoa; Platyhelminthes; Trematoda; Strigeidida; Schistosomatidae.